AGAUGGGCGGUGCGCGCUUAGAAGAGGACAAAUCCGCGGCCCGUCGCUGGCCUCUAUGUUCAGUCCGCAGUGGGAAGAACUACUACCUAAAGCUUUUCAAGGCUAAUAGGAUGUGAUCCUACCUCACGCGAGAGUGCACCGCAGAAGUUCCUGACCUUUCAAGACUUUUGCGUGGGAAGCGCGUAAGAGAUAAUUUUGCGCUAAUAUUGGCCCGAAAGUGUGUGAGGAAUGUCCGUGAGGCUAGCAAGAGCCUCUGUGGCAGUAAUCGUUUUCGCAGUGUGCGCCAGCGUGGCACAGAUCAAAACCAAAACCUCCAGUGUAAGCGAAGGAGAAGAAAAGGUGGACGAGAAGACAGAUGGCAUAUGGCCUCUCAAGUUCACGCUGAAGUCUAUUUCGCUGAUCAAAGACAUGCGCUGCUACAGAGGUGUGGGCUGUUUCCGCAAGGAUGACAAGUACCGGCUGACUCAUCCGCUUUCGCUCCCCAGGCGGCCCAGGUACGUGAGGACUAAGUUCUACAUCUACUCUCGUAACAACACGGGCGGCCGGAGAUUGCGAACGAGAUUUCUGCGGCGAGACGGGAAGCCAUUUUUCCAAGAACUUAAGGAUCUCAUCAUCGUCGCACAUGGCUACACACAAAAUGUCAACAGCAGCUGGCUUCACGAACUCAAGGAGGCUCUGUUGCAGGAGAAAGACUGCAACGUGGUGAUCGUAGACUGGGGUCGUGGCUGCCGGUCGCCCUUGUACCUGACAGCUGUGGGCAACACGGCCCUGGUGGGCCGGCAGAUAUCCCUGCUCGUGCAGAAGCUGUCUCGGAAAUUUGACGGAAACGUGACGGCCGCCAAUGUGCACCUUAUCGGCUUCAGCCUUGGCGCCCAAGUGUGCGGCUUCGCGGGUCGCCACUACAAGAAACAGACUGGGACAAAACUAGCAAGAAUUUCGGCACUGGAUGCGGCGCGACCGCUGUUCGAGCAGUCCGAGGUGUAUGUGUCUCGCACGGAUGCCGUCUUUGUAGACGCCAUCCACACGAGCUCAGGCUGGACGGUGCUGCAAAAGUCGCUCGGCAUGGGCAGGCCCUACGGACACGUCGACUUCUACCCAAACGGCGGAAGAGAUCAGCCCGGAUGUGGAGGCCUUUUCGAGAUUGACUGCGACCAUGGUCGAGCCCCGCUCUAUUACAUCGAGUCGCUCACGUAUCGCCGCCAGUGCCGCUUCGUGACAUAUAAGUGCAAGGGCGGAAUAGAUGCCUUCCGCAACGGCCUUUGUGCUCCUGGUCAACCCAGUGGCGAGAUGGGUUACUACAGCAACCUGGCGCCCGGAAGGGGCCUCCAGUUCCUCAAGACCAACGAGCACUCACCAUUUUGCCUGCCAAUGAAUAUGUGAUAACCUGCCGAACGAGAACACGCGGAAAGAAUAAACAGACUAUCCUCUUCGCUGGGUAGACUGCGCUGCUGAA
This is a messenger RNA of Rhipicephalus sanguineus (brown dog tick), 1453 nucleotides long. Its product is annotated as pancreatic lipase-related protein 2. Lineage: Eukaryota; Metazoa; Arthropoda; Arachnida; Ixodida; Ixodidae. Bases 229 to 1380 code for a protein of 383 amino acids. Gene Ontology annotation, molecular function: lipase activity. Gene Ontology annotation, biological process: lipid metabolic process. The transcript has 7 exons. The record is from RefSeq and is a predicted model, not a curated record.